GCUGGCUUGUCGUCUCACAGUCACAUAUUGGCGGUUUAGAGGAACGUAUCACGGCGCGAUCAACGGAAUACGAAUUUCGCAAAAGAAGAAAUCGUGCGAAACAAUAACGGCGCAAACUGAAAUCGUGUGUGGUAGUAGCUAGCAUACAAAAGACGGACCCAUUGCAAAAGAAGAAAAGAAUCCGAAAUGAGCGAAAAAACACUCAACACCACGAACACGGGCAACAACAAAUCAUAAAAUAAACAUAUAAUCGAAUAUUAAUAAUAACAACAAUAAAAACAAACAAGUGACGUCAAAAUUUGGGUAUUUGAAAAGUUCGUCGUCGUCGUCGGUUUAUUUUGGCUUGUGUGCUGUGUUUUUCGUAUGUUUCAGAUCUCCUUAGGGGUGCAUAUGUACAUAUCGAAGUCGAGUGUAUUGGGACGCAAAACGUCAAGUCGAAUAACAAUAACAGCAACAACAACAGAAAAGACAACACAAAUAUUGUAAAUCUCAACAACAAUUAUAAACAGCUGCUUAAGUUUUGUAAACUUCCAAGCGAAAACAUCGAGACCGGGCCGACAGUCGGGAAGUGGGGAAGUGUGGGACAGUAGGAGGACAGACGACGCUUAUGUAUUGCAUUUGUUCAUUCAUUCGUGUCAUUGUACAUUUUUGGAUCCGCAGGACGGAGACCAAAUCCCAUAAACUCUCCCGUUGCAUCUGAGUUCUUCUCCUUGGCGUUAAAUUAUCUAGAUAAAACCAAUAUCUAAGAAGAAAAAUCAUUUCCUCCAAUCUCCUAAAAAUAUGCAAAAUAAUUCAAGGAUAAAUGAUGGCAGACCUCCCCAAAUGCCACCACCAAAGCCACAGAGAUCACCAUCGCUAAAUUCAACAUAUCCAACAAAUCCCCUAUCCGGUACAAGUUCGUCACAGAUCCGUCCCGGACAACAGAGGUUCUCGUUAACACCACAUACCAUGGGAAUGGAUGAUCGCAAUAUUGCAGCACAAAAUCAAAAUACAUCCACCAGCCAUCAACAAAAUAAGCUGCAACAUUCUGCCUCCGAAACCUAUGCCAAGCCAGAAUUUAGACAAUGUGCCAGCUAUGAAUACCAGCCUUCUUCUUCAGCAGCAGCAACGACAAAUGUCAAAGCAGAAUCCACAAAUUUGUCAUUUACAGAACAUGAUAGCGGCUAUUCUCCGAAUAUUUCAGAAUGUCAAAGUGGUGCUCCUCCCUCUCCCACACCGGGCUAUCCGCCUACCUAUGUGUUGCGCAGUCGAAAUUCGGCACCUUCAACAUCGACAAAUGUCCAGUGUCUGCAUCCCUUUCAGGCCAGAUCAUCGUUGCCGGAUUCAACUGCCGCGUAUUACGAACACCAGGUGCAGAAAUUUAGUCCCACCUUAAUUGGUGAUUCGUCACGAGUUAACGGAGUUCUAAACGAUGUUUAUCGGAAUCGGUUGAGAGAUAUUGAUCAGAAUGCUGAGGGGGAUGUGCAUCUUCAAUUGGCCACAUAUAAAGAAUGGGUUGAUAUGCUCCUGAAAGUCAAUGAAUCGACCAUAUCAAAUAUGGAAGAACUAGAGGCUGAAGUCGCUGAGCGCUUGGAAUUUUUACAGCGAAAAGUCAGUUCAAAUUGCCGCCAUAGUCAAGGCAAUGAAUUAUUGAAAUGUCGCAAGGACAUCAAUACCCUGAUUAAAUUUAUUCGCGAAUCCUGUCAAUACGAUGUCAUGAACGUGAGCGGAAUAACAUUUGAGACCAUAUCACCGGACAUGGUGUUUGGAAAUGUUGAAGGAGCUGUGGCGGCAACACAAAUGGGGAAUUCCUCAGAUCCCGAAACUAUGCAAAGAAAUAUGUUGUAUGCCAAUCUUAAAGCUUUGGCCUUGGAGGUAGCCGAGAAACACGAUGAAGUUCGUGAUUUGAAACGCCAGGUGGUCUGCCUCGAAGAUGAAAUACAAAAAGCCACCAAGAAAAUUCAAUUCAAGGAUAAUGUCAUACAAAAAUUACGCGAUGACCUCAAAUGCUAUACCAAGAGUCCUGUGGAGACGUGCUCAAGUAUGCCGCAGCUUAAUUCCGAUACACCGCGCAGUGAUCCCUCAACAUUGGUCUCUGAGGACAAUCCAUCAAGGUAUUUGGACGAUGUCAGUUCGCAGUUUGAAUGCUUGAGUCAAACCGAACACAUGGUCGAGGAGAAGGUAAAGACGCUGCACGAAGAGCUAGAUGAAUAUUAUGAUUUGCAACACAAGGAUGAAAUGCAGAGGAAAGAAAUGGAAAAGAGAAUAAAGGAAAUAGUAAGGAAAUCAGAGUGUGAAAAAGUAACAGCCUAUCGCAAAUUAGACUUUAUGCGGCGACAACUCAUUGACUUGGAAAGUUCAGCUCUGUCCGAGACCACCACCACCUCCAAUGAAGCCGAUAAUGAUUCCGGCAUUGGUUCGAAAAAUGAAUUCGAUAAGGAUGCCAAGAUUUUGGAGACAAUACGAAAACGUUUGCGCAGUCUCAAUGACAGUAACUUCGAGCUGAAACGUCAGGUGCAAACUUUGCAAUUGGAGAAUAAUAAGUUAUCCACAAAUUUGGAAUCUACCAAAUAUAUUUCGGAACGAAAUAGUGAAACUUUGAGGAGUGUUGCGGCUUUGCUAAAUAGCCUGACUGGAAACUUCUCGUAUGCCGAGAUGUAUAACCAUGACAAGGAUCAGUGUGAAACGAAUCCCUUUUGCAAAGCCAUAAUGGAUAUAAAGGGCAGCUACCAGGAUAGAGAGAAUAAACUGUUGCACACAGUCACCGUGCAAAAUAAAAAGAUUGAAGAACUCUCAAAAGCCCUGCAUGAAAAUGAAAAGCUCUUUGGACACCAGCAAAGGCAACGUAUGAAUCUCAGCGAAGGGGAAGAUAUCGACAACAUAACACCUCCGGCCUCGUUGACGGGUACUCUAACGACACCAUCACGACACAUGUCUGGUGAAUGUCCUCAUGCUGCCAUAUUGGAUGCUGCCUUACAGCACAGCCAUCAUCAUGAUGCUGGAGGCGGGGGAGGAGCAGAAGGUACCAGUGGUGGUGGUAUAUGCCAUUUGGAUACCCAUGAAAAAUACCAGAGAAUUAUUGAUGAAUUGAAAAACGAAUUGGAACAAAUGUCCUGCGAAGUGACUCAGGUGAAGAGGGAGUGCUGUAGCAAGGCAAAGACUGCAUGUUCGGAGGAUGUUGCGUUGAACUUAACCGAGUCACUGAAACAGCUGGAACUACAAAACGAUCGCCUGCAAGAGGCGUUGAAACAACAAUCAGAAGCCAAGGAUGCUGUCGCCUCGGAAUUAGAAACACAAAACAAUGCUCUCAAAUGCCAAAUACAACACCUUAAGAAAGCGAUUAUGGAUCGGGAACAACACAUCCUACACCUGACGGCCGUUCUCAAUCAUCACAACUCCCAAAAUCCAACGGCCUAUGAAUCCUGUCGUGCCAAUCCCCUACCCCAUGCUACCGCUAAGCAAACUCCUCCUACAGGCCCCUGCUGUAGUAAUCAACAAAGAGUCACGGAUUUAGAAAAACGUCUCGACACAAUGUCCAAGGAGUUAGAUAAGUCGCAAAGGCAGGAAUAUUUUCUGCAUUCGGAGACGAGAAAACUCAACGAGCAACUGAAUGAGAGUAAAAGGAAAAAUGCUGAUUUGGCCUCACAGGCCCAACGUUUAGCCGGUUUAUUGAAGUCGCAGGAAGUCCAUCGCUCAGAUUUGGCCAAAAAAUACGAUAGUCUUGAGGAGAGUUUUGAAGACCAGGCCAAGAAGCUGCGCACAGCCAAUGCUCAGUUGACGGUGUUGAAUGAACGGUUUCAGCUAAUGGAAAGGCAGCAGCAUGAACAUAAUUUGGAGCGCAAGCUGCUGCACGACGAAGUGUUGGCCCUGAAGGAAAAGGAAGCCAUUGUUAUGGGUCGCCAAAAGAGUUUGCAGGAACAAUUGGCCAAAACUGAAAAGGAGCUCUACACGGCACAUAAUGUUAUGCGCGAUCAAACGAAUAUAAUGAAAACAAACGAUCUGAAACAUGCCGAGGAGUUGCAACGCCUCAAGGAGGAGCACUAUGAUACGAAACGAAAAUUGAAAAAUCUCACCGAGGACUACAAACGUCUGCAGGAGGCCUAUGAAAACGAACAGGAAAUAUGCAAACAAUCGGAGAAGUUACUUAACUCCUUUCGCAAAUGGAAGGAGCAACAACUGAAGGCAGAUGCCGAGAAUCGAGAGAAAUUCCAAAAGAUGGAAACCCACAUUCAGCUACUGUAUCAGGACAAAUUGGAGAUGUUGAAUGCCCAGCGUAGCAUGUGGCUGGACUACAAAACAUUGGAGGCGGAAUUGGAGCGUCUCAGCCAGGCAUCGUUUAAUGUUUCAAAUCCCAGGUUAGGUGUUACGGUGACAAAUGAAAUGCUUGCCGAACGCUUAUCGGCCAUUAAAAAGGCUCGCAGUCGUAUUAUAGAACAAACACUGCUGAUGGAGGAGGCAUUACGGGAAGAGGAUAAACUCGAGGUGGCAGAAGAUGAGCCGGGCCCGAGUAAGACCACAACCGCCACUGGAACAGACGAUAGACAACGACAGGACUCCUCAAAUCCUGGCUAAAGACACACACACACAUCCCAUGAAUUCUGUUCUCUGAUAUUUUGUAAAUAUGUAUCUAUGUCUUUGUAAUAUUUAUAUUUGUUUAUAGGCAUUCUAGGGACCUACUAUAGCCUUGUAUAAUUCUGUCUGUGUAUCAAACCAAAUCAUUAGAAGAGUUUACUUAGCUACCUACCAUCUUUGCAACUACUUUCUCCGAAUAUAUAUAUAUUCCGAUUGUGUUCCUUUUCUAGAUGUUG
Molecule: messenger RNA, 4787 nt
Organism: Musca domestica (house fly)
Lineage: Eukaryota; Metazoa; Arthropoda; Insecta; Diptera; Muscidae
Gene: yuri
Product: myosin-13
Exons: 18
Coding region: 781-4551 (1256 amino acids)
Biological process (GO): regulation of DNA-templated transcription; signal transduction
Source: RefSeq, a predicted model, not a curated record